Diaporthe citri is the source of this 1350-nucleotide messenger RNA. RefSeq lists its product as uncharacterized. The transcript is spliced from 4 exons. Gene Ontology annotation, cellular component: cytosol. Lineage: Eukaryota; Fungi; Ascomycota; Sordariomycetes; Diaporthales; Diaporthaceae. Gene Ontology annotation, biological process: purine nucleoside catabolic process. Bases 1 to 1350 code for a protein of 449 amino acids. The record is from RefSeq and is a predicted model, not a curated record. Gene Ontology annotation, molecular function: purine nucleosidase activity.
AUGGCUCCAAAGAACCGUAUCAUUAUCGACACCGACCCAGGCAAGCUGUCUCCUGCCCCGGGCCCACGGGUUGACGAUGUGCUUGCUAUACUGCUCGCCCUCACCGCGCGGCCGGACGAGCUAGAGGUCGCCAUGAUCUCGGUGACAUAUGGCAAUGUGUCGUUGCAAAGAUGUCUGCGCAACGUCGUCGCACUGUUCCACGUGCUGGAGAAGGAGAAUGCGUGGCGCAAAUCUUCAGGCAAGCCCGAGGGCUUCGAGGCCUUGCGGACGGCCAAGCCCAUCGUUGCGGUUGGCGCCGAGCACCCUCUGCAGGAAGAUAUCCUCAAGGCCGAUGACUUUCACGGCGCUGAUGGCUUGCAUGGCGUCCAUGAGGCUCACCCGGAUCUCAGCCCUGCAGAUACUUGGAAGUCGCUUUUCGCUAGAGACGAAACCCACCAGGCUGCAGGCUCUGCUGAACCACCUACAUUUUCCCCCUACUUCACCCCCUCGAAGACACCUGCGCACCAGGAGAUGCUUCGCAUCCUCAGGGAGAGUCCCGAGGACACCGUUACCAUUGUUGCUGUCGGACCCCUGACCAACGUGGCCCUCGCGGCAGCCGAGGAUCCGCAUACUUUUUUGCGCGUGAAGGAGGUGGUAGUCAUGGGCGGCGCUGUACAUGUCGAAGGCAACAUCACCCCAGUGGGCGAAUUCAACUGUUACGCUGAUACAGUGGCCGCCGCCAGGGUAUAUGCUCUGACAUCCCCCACGCCUUCUUCCACUAUGCCUCCGUUCAUCGAGGGCAAGUCCACUUUCGGACCCUACCCGGCCAAGCUACCCAAAAGGCUCCUGCUCAGCCUCUUCCCACUCGACAUCACGACGCCACAUUUGCUCAACAAGAGCUUCUUCGCGCAGACCAUCCAGCCAUUGAUCGAUGCAGGCAGCCCUCUGGCUCGGUGGAUAGCGACGUUUAUGUUCGGCACGUUCAACAAGAUCGAUUCCAUGCUCGGCGACGGCAGCGAACCAGGGCUGUCCCUCCAUGACCCGCUUACUAUCUGGUACAUGCUGACACGCGACGAUCCUGCUUGGAAGGCGGUACCCAAACCCGAGGAUAUACGGAUCGAGACCAUCGGGCAGUGGAGCCUGGGCAUGCACGUCAUUGACCGCCGGAACAGGAGCAAGCAGGGUGAGGAGCAGGACAGCACGGUCAAGACCAGCCCAGAGGACCCGUUGGAUGCAGUGGAGUUCGACGACGGGCCCCAUGACAACGGCGGCUGGCUGAGCGUUAAGAAGGGAAACAAGAUCAACCGCAUUGUUGAGUCGCCCGGGGAAGAUGUCUUCGCACCGUACUUGAUGAAACGUCUCUUUGGAUAG